AUGCCUACACAACGGAGACACGCCAGACUGAAGGACAGCUGCGACCACUGCUCCAACGCCAAAGUCCGCCGCAUGAAGGAGAAGCCUUCCUGUUGUCGAUGCCACCAGAGAGGUCUUGCCUGCGGUUACAGCUACUCACGUCGUGCUGGUCGCCGGAGUACCAGCAGAGUCGAGCCAAUGGAAAUGCCAUCGCCAGUCGGGAGAGACAGUUCGCCCUCAGCAUUAUCAUCAUUCGACGACUCGGAAGCAGCACCAAGCAGUCCGGAUUCAAUUACAAUGGGUGGCAUGAUGGGGUCACCAAUGCCUUUCGCACCAACGCCACCGACCUGGGAACAAGGCCUUUACCAGGCUCAGUGUGACUAUUUCCAGCUCCAAGCCGGCCAGUCGAGGCGGGAAGAAUACAUUAGAGCUUCACGUGCGGAUCCAAGUAUGCCGAUGCUCAAUUCAGGCUUUGCAACGUCGGCACUGCCUCAUCCGGCACCUGCCAUGGCACGAAACGACUCCACUUCCUCCAUGGACACGAUGUCCAGCGAAUACUACGCCUACUCAGACGCCUCGAGUGGUAGUACACAUAGCCAGACCGAAGCUGUGCAGGACGAGCUCUCGAAUUUGAGCAAUUUCGCGGAGUCGAUGGAGCGGAAAUUUGAUGCUGUUGUCCGGAGUCGAUUGCAAUCGCGAGACAUCUUCUCGGAACUUGGAACGCCGUUUUGUGAUUUGGAGGUGGAAGGUAGCAGUGUACCGACGCCAGAUAUGAGUGAGAUGGCAUUCUAUUAUUCGCUGGCGGAACUGAAAAGAAGGCUGAAAUGGGUGUCGGAGGAUGUGAGUAACAUGAUUACGAACCCCUGUUGA
Molecule: messenger RNA, 849 nt
Organism: Fulvia fulva
Lineage: Eukaryota; Fungi; Ascomycota; Dothideomycetes; Mycosphaerellales; Mycosphaerellaceae
Exons: 1
Coding region: 1-849 (282 amino acids)
Biological process (GO): regulation of DNA-templated transcription
Molecular function (GO): DNA-binding transcription factor activity, RNA polymerase II-specific; zinc ion binding
Source: RefSeq, a predicted model, not a curated record